AUCAACCACGCCCAUUUUCAACCAUGCUUCGCUUCUCGCUCGAUGCGAAAGUAAUUUAGCAACUCGUAGACAUAUAAUUUCUUGUUGCAGAAUUCUAAUUUUAAUCGCAAACAUGCAUUUCGCAUAGUUAGCGUCGUAGGGCACUUGCGAUAAAUUCUGACGUGGGAUCAACAUGAAAUUUGAUGCUGAGGUUAUGUUGAAAACCAAUGGUUUUAUUGAGUCAAACCUUACGCAACUGGCCAGACAGAAGAUAUGCUUCUUAGAACCUGCUUUUUGGAACAUAAUCAAACAGCACGAGAGACUCAUGACUGUUGACGCUCUUCUAAAAAAACUAACUAAAUUCAUCAGAACCAAGCAGAUUGCAAACAAGGACUUUUUAUUCAUCUUUAUUGUGGACAAUGAAGGGAAAUGCUGGUCAUUUUUGGUUAUUUGCUUGAUGACAAAAUUGAGACUGGGACUGAAACUGAAAAAUGAUGACGUUGUUAGAAGCUCCAGCCUCGUCUCGGAAGUCGUGCCACUGGAAUUAAAAAAUAAAGUAGACUUGCUGGGCACAUUGUUGAAGAAGAAUUUGGUUCUAAACAGCAACUUUCUUUUGUUUGAAAACCUCACAUCUAAAGUUUUGAGAAGUGUAUUCGAACAAGUAAACAAAAUUUUCCAGGUGUACUACAAAUUGCUAAGACAGCCAGAAGAACCGCGAGUGAAACACCAGCUGAUGGAAAAGAAUAACAAGCCACUGGAAGAGAUGAAGAAAAUUGGUGAAAAUGAAACAACCAAGGAACAACAAAGGACACUCGUCUACAAAAGACCUCCUAUUUUCAAACAUCGAAUUUCUCUCCUAAACAACAAUUCCAAAGAGAAGCAAGAACAGAAAGUUUUGGAGGAAAUGGAAACUGUCCCAGUGCAAGAAGAAGGGUCCAAAAAAGACGACAAAGAUUCACAAGUGGAAGAGAAAACUGCAGUGAAUGAAAAAAGUUCUGCGCCCAAAAUAGAUGCUGAGAGUUCACAAGUCCAAGAGGAAACUGCAAUGGAUGAAGAAUGUUCUGCAAACAAAGAGCUGGCCAUAGAUCAACCUGUUGAAAAAGGAGAGAUGGACCAAAAUGACUCUGGCAAUGCGUCAGAUGACUUAAAUACAGAAACACAGAGCAGCGUUUCGUGUGGAAAAAUUGGAGAAACCGAAAAUCAAGUGCUAGCAGCUCCUGCGCCAACACAAGAGUGUCAAAGAUACAAUUUGAGAAGAAAGAGGAAUGACUUUGAUAAAUCAACCCCGCUGGAAUUACCUUCAGACGACGAUGAUGAAACUGAUGAAAACGAGAUCUUCUAUCAAAGCAAGAAAGGAGAGAAAUUUCCUUUUACCAAAAUGGAUCUUGACUGCCUUGAUCCUCAUGCAUGGCUCAAUGACAGCAUCAUCAACUUUUACCUCCAAUACCUCCUUGAUCAAUGUCCGAAAACAAUCUGUGACCAAGUUUACCUCUUCAGCACUUAUUUUUAUGCGCGACUAAACACUGACAUUGAAAAAAGUAAGUCCCUUAAAGGCAACUUCAUUCGCCCUUGGAAACCAGAAGACAGAAUUUUCGACUUCAAAUAUCUGAUCUUCCCUGUUCAUGACUGUGAUCACUGGAUCUUGGUUAUUGUGGACACAGAGCUAUCUGAGGAGGAAAAGAAGGAUGCUGAUAGGUUCAUUUUCCUGAUUUUGAAUUCGAUGAUAGAUGAUGACAGUGAGGCUGAAAUGGAGCUGGUGGCCAAAAAACUAAACCACUACUUAGACUGUGAAAGUCGCAGAGUUUUGGGUCGCAAAAUCAGAGGCCCUAACUGUCGCAAGUUGAUUGUGCCAUUAGUUCCUCAGCAAAAGAACGGUUCAGAUUGCGGCCUUUUUGUCCUUGAAUACUUUGAACAGUUCCUGAAGUUGCUGAAAGCUGGUCAAUCGAUUCGAGAAAUAGAUUUUGAAAACUGGUUUGAUUCAAAGGAUGUUCGAAAGAAGAGGAAAUUCUUGGCAAAUUUGAUCAGAUCAUUUGCUGAAAAGUCUGCAGUUCCUUCAAAGCAAAGGAAGAGAAGUGUGCCAAAUUGAAGAAAUUCUUAAAAGUGAUGAAAAAUUGUCACAUUUUAUUUUUACAAUCAAAUUAAAAAGUGAAGAGGAGUAAAUUUUAAUUUUA
Messenger RNA from Neocloeon triangulifer, 2150 nucleotides. RefSeq names its product sentrin-specific protease 2-like. NCBI's taxonomy places the organism in Eukaryota, Metazoa, Arthropoda, Insecta, Ephemeroptera, Baetidae. Gene Ontology annotation, molecular function: cysteine-type peptidase activity. Bases 173 to 2065 code for a protein of 630 amino acids. The record is from RefSeq and is a predicted model, not a curated record. Gene Ontology annotation, biological process: proteolysis. The transcript is spliced from 10 exons.